Messenger RNA from Protopolystoma xenopodis, 330 nucleotides. The record is from the annotation of a GenBank genome assembly. NCBI's taxonomy places the organism in Eukaryota, Metazoa, Platyhelminthes, Monogenea, Polystomatidea, Polystomatidae.
AUGGGUGUAUGGACAAUCACCAGUUUGUCGCUAGAGGGUGUCCGUUUGUGUCGGUGUUUAGUUUACCGUGGACAGGGUACAUUCUACCUCCAGACUCUAACAGAGACCGUCGAGAAAACAGCUUCCGGCGCCGUUCGCCAUGUUCUCCUCCAUUUACCGCCCAGAAACGAGGGAACCCGCGAAUCUUGGCCAAGAAUCUGGUUGCCACAUGGACGUGGCAACUUGGUUGAUGCCAUGCUAGUCGCAGGCAGAAGGCCACCGAGCCGACAGCCUGAGUCAUCAUUCGUAGAACUUCGGUUAGUGCAAAGUCUUUUGCCAGUCUCAGCAUGA